Messenger RNA from Rhododendron vialii, 2630 nucleotides. Its product is annotated as lysM domain receptor-like kinase 3. Gene Ontology annotation, molecular function: transmembrane receptor protein kinase activity; ATP binding. The record is from RefSeq and is a predicted model, not a curated record. The coding region runs from base 410 to 772 and encodes 120 amino acids. The transcript is spliced from 5 exons. Gene Ontology annotation, biological process: innate immune response; protein phosphorylation. NCBI's taxonomy places the organism in Eukaryota, Viridiplantae, Streptophyta, Magnoliopsida, Ericales, Ericaceae.
UAUUUCCAUGGAUGUUUUGGACUUGGAAUUCCCUUUUGAGCUCAUUUACCUCUUGGCUAAAGAAUGAGAAACCAGUAUCGACAUACUUUUCAAUUUUGACAAACCAAUUUUAAGGAGAAUCCUCAAAUUUUAUACACUAUGGGAGUCAUUUUUUGGUUGUUCCUGUGGUUUUUAUGUGUGCCAGAUAUUUAUGUGUAUGCCUUGGAACACUGGAUUCCUAGACCUUUUCCCUUGGUUCUUUCCUGUAUUUCAUUUCUCUUACACUAAUGCAUGUUCUGAAGCACAUUCCUUGCGGGUCUACAUGUUUUGUCCAACUCACAUGCUGCAAAGAAUUUGGGUAUGAUGAUGUUGAAUAUCAAUUACCCUGACGCAUAAUUCUCUUGCUUGUGAGUGGCUCCUGGAGGUACUUAUGGGAAUGGUACAAGCGCCAUUGGCGGUGCUUCUUCAGGCCUUGCCAGCACAACAGUGGACAAAUUUGUGGAAUUCUCUUAUGAAGAACUUGCGAAGGCAACUAAUGACUUCAAUAUUGCUAAUAAGAUUGGCCAAAGGGGGAUUUGGGGCCGUUUACUACGCUGAGUUGCGAGGCGAGAAAGCUGCAAUCAAGAAGAUGGCUAUGCAAGCUUCAAGAGAGUUUCUUGCUGAGUUGAAGGUUUUAACACAUGUUCAUCACCUAAACCUGGUGCAUUUGAUAGGGUGUUGUGUUGAGGGCUCUCUUUUCCUAGUCUAUGAAUAUAUUGAAAAUGGCAAUUUGAGUACGUGGAUCAGGCAAUGAACCCCUGCCCUGGUCUACCAGAGUGCAAAUCGCACUUGACUGGGCGAGAGGACUUGAAUACAUGCAUGAGCAUACGGUUCCUGUCUAUAUACAUCGUGACAUAAAAUCAGCAUAUAUAUUGAUAGACAAGAACUUCCAUGGCAAGGUUGCAGAUUUUGGUUUAGCAAAGCUGACUGAGGUUGGGGUGUCACUGCCAACAUGUCUUGUGGGAACAUUCGGAUACAUGCCACCAGAGUAAGAUAACUUUGAUGUUUACUAAUGGUAAAGUAAAAUCAACUCCAAUUAUAAACCAUGGGAUUUGGGAUGUUUUGCGAGAGAGGUGCUGCUUUAUGUUUUCCUUAGUAAACCGGUCUGAUUUAUUUUUGCACUCUUCUAUGUGAACCAGAACAAGUCCACACUUCAUGAAAGUUGUUGACAUAGUGAAAAUGAUUUUCUACACUAAUUUUGUGGGAUGACAUAGUUCAGCCUUGAAGGAAAGAUAGGUGUAAAUUCAUUAGACAAUACCAAAAUUGAUGUGUCUAAGUAAAUCAAUCUUAAACUCAUGCAAGCACCACGUGCAAGUACAGUCCUGAGUUUGAUUAUAUUAGAGAGUUCUGACACAAAUAUAUGUUUGUUUUAUUUGUAAUAUUAUCACUUGAGACUUGAUAGUUCCUUCUGUUUAAUUGAUGUGGUGUUCCCUUUAAUUGAUGUUACUUGACCAACCAUUUUUACAUUCAGCUUUAUACACUAUACAGGGCCGUACACUUCCUACCUUAACUUCUUGUUAUAUGUAAUAAUCACCCUUUGAUGCCGUCAUCGGCUUAGAUCAGUAGAUUGCUUACUGAAGUGGCAAGCCUUUAAUCACUGCACUCUAUGUUAAGCACUGGUUGUGAGCUACUGAGCUUCAAUGAAUUGAUCUAUCAAUCAUUUUCUACCUUUAAUACUUGGCUAAAAAAUUUAGUUCAGUAUAAAAUGAAAUAAAGUGCAUAGCAUUCUCCUCUCCAUUUGCAUGAAGCCUUGGGUGAUUUGGAGUUGAAGACUUCCAGAUUCUCCAUCCUCUUAUGGAUUACCACUUUUGUUGAUGCUAUGCUAUGGAAAAGGCCUAACUUUAUUUGAAGCUAAAAGCAUUUCUGGAUUGAGUUUGUAAUUGUCCAUGAGUAUAUGUCGGAUUCACUUUUUAGCUUUUGGAGCCCGAUUAAGGUAUGAAGAAAUACAUCAUUGUCCACUCAUAGUGCAAUUAGAUGAUUCCGAAUGGAUGAGAAUAUUAUUUUGACUAUUAGAGUUUUAUUGUGUGCAAAGAAUCCCCUUGAUUAACAUUAUUUUCGGAGUUAAUCGCACUGAUCUUAUGAACAUUUCAUAGUCUUGAGAAACCUAUUUUCAUCCUUUGUUAAAUGCUCGUACUGAAAAAAAUCAAUUCAUUUUUUUACUUGGCAUCUUAAGAUCAGACAUGAGCUUGAGUAAUAUAUGAAAAAGUGAACUUCCAGAAUGACUGAAGUGUUGAGACGUAAAAAACAUGACCACAGUUGUAGUUAGAAAGGGUAUUUUGCCUCCUUUAGAUCCUGAAAAAAAAAAUUGAAACGAACAUUAGUAUAUUCAUUUCCUGAGCAAACAAGAUUUCUCUAACAAUACAAUUUUUGAGAUAUUAUGCCCAAGGUGGCUGGCUAGAUCUUUGGGAUUAAGAAAUGAAUAUCCGUUCGAAUAUAUUAUGGUUUUGACUGAUAUGAUGUCUCUUUUUGUUUGCUGAUAUCUUUUUAGUAGAUUCAUUUCCUGGGUGAACAGGAUUUCUAACAAUACAAUUUUUGACAUAUUAUGCCCAAGGUGGCUGACUGGACCUUUGGGAUUAAGAAUAUAUUAUUGUUUUGACUGAUAUGAUGUCUCU